UUUGCAGAGUCAUAAACAGAGCGCCUGGUCUUAAACUAGUGGUCCAAACACUACUAUCAUCGCUGAGACCCAUCGGAAACAUAGUAUUGAUUUGCUGUACAUUUUUCAUUAUAUUCGGUAUAUUAGGAGUUCAGCUAUUCAAAGGAAGUCUAUAUUAUUGUGAGGGACCAAAAGCCAAAUACGUUAGAAAUAAAACUGAGUGUAUGUCCGACCCUAGGAAUCGUUGGCUUAAUAGGAAGUAUAACUUUGACAACUUGGGACAGGCAUUGAUGUCGCUGUUCGUAUUGUCAUCAAAGGACGGUUGGGUAAACAUAAUGUACACGGGUUUGGAUGCGGUGGGUGUGGACCAGCAGCCCAUCGAGAACUUUAAUGAGUGGCGGUUACUGUACUUCAUAUCGUUCCUGCUUUUGGUGGCAUUCUUUGUGCUCAAUAUGUUUGUGGGAGUAGUCGUCGAGAACUUCCAUCGAUGUCGUGAAGAACAGGAGAAGGAGGAGAAGGCCUUCCGUGCGGCCAAAAGGGCCCGAAAGCUCGAGAAGAGACGCAAAAAGAUGAGAGAACCUCCAUAUUUCAUCGGUUACGGGAGGACCCGGCUAUUCGUGCAUAAGAUAGUGACGGGAAAAUACUUUGAUUUGAUAAUCGCUGCUGUGAUAGGGCUUAAUGUGGUCACAAUGUCUUUGGAGCACUACCUCAUGCCUCUCGAACUGGUGUACACGUUGAAGAUGUUUAACUUCGUGUUCACCGGCGUAUUCGUGAUCGAAGCCAUUAUGAAGGCUAUGGCUCUGGGGGUCCGGCGUUACCUCAAAGACAAAUGGAAUCAAUUGGAUGUCAUAAUUGUGAUGCUCUCCAUACUGGGCAUCAUUCUCGAGGAAAUGGAGUCUACGCUCAUACCCAUCAACCCGACAAUCAUACGUGUGAUGCGAGUCAUGCGAAUCGCAAGAGUGCUCAAGUUGUUGAAGAUGGCUAAAGGGAUCCGACAGCUGUUGGACACCGUUAUGCAGGCCUUACCACAGGUCGGAAAUCUGGGGCUUCUCUUCUUCCUCCUGUUCUUCAUAUUCUCUGCGUUGGGAACCGAACUCUUCGGACGAUUAGAAUGUAAUGAAGACAACCCAUGUCAGGGAUUGGGUGAGCAUGCACACUUCCAGAACUUUGGAAUGGCUUUCCUCACGCUAUUCCGUGUGGCCACCGGUGAUAAUUGGAACGGUAUUAUGAAGGAUACAUUACGUGACAAAUGCGACGCCACUGAGGACUGUCUGGUGAACUGUUGCAUAUCGGCGAUCAUAGCCCCCAUGUAUUUCGUGGUGUUUGUACUGAUGGCUCAGUUUGUUUUGGUGAAUGUCGUGAUCGCUGUACUCAUGAAACACUUGGAAGAGUCGCACAAACAGAUGGAUGAGGACGAAGACUACGAGAUAGACCUCGAGAUCGCCAAAGAGAUGGAGGCCGAGCAGAGGGCCCUCCGGGACGCCAUCGACCGCAAGAAACGGGAGCGACAGCUGAAUAUACGGCGACCGCUCACGAAGAUGGCAUCCCUUCCCAACAAUUUCCAGUUUUCCUGCGAAGAGCUCGAUGUUAGUGAUAGCGAUGAUGAGGGCGGGGGUGAGGGGGCGCCAGAACCCAGACCUGAGCCCCAGACCAUGUCCUACAGCAGGAGCUCUGAAGGCUUGAUAUUAACGAUCGACUCGAAGGCUGUGGUCAAUGAUAGAGAUGACAAUCCCGUGAAGAAUGUGUGGCAAACAUCGGGUGAUAAUAAUAAUAGACAUCCAGUGAUAACCAUCGAGAGUGACGGCGACCACGAGUUGGCCGCGGAUGACGCGACAGAGGUGCGGUCACCGCCACCCGAACUACUGGUUCCCAAACAGGUGUACAGAAAGUUCUCGGACUUUAUGGACGAAGAGUCGACACAACUGUCCCAAUGUCUGCAGCCGUCGUAUCCGGAA
Molecule: messenger RNA, 1934 nt
Organism: Oppiella nova
Lineage: Eukaryota; Metazoa; Arthropoda; Arachnida; Sarcoptiformes; Oppiidae
Source: the annotation of a GenBank genome assembly